AUGCUCGUGAUCGUUGAUAUUGACUUAUCUGAGGCUGUAGGUGGCGCGACACCAAUUGCAAGCAGCGCCAACGUAUUCGAAAAGGUCCAAGCUGCGAUCCCUGAGCUUGUGGAAGAGAUCAGCAAGCGUGGCUUGGGAAUGAAGAUGGUCUUUCGUGCCCCCGGGAAUGAAGCUAAAGUCAAUCAAUUCAACUGGGCUGGUGAGCACAGUUUCGGACAGGAACUUACCCCAGAAGACGACGAAGCAACAACGAGACAAAAGGUGGAAAAACAAGUUCGCAAGUUGACGUCAGAUUUCAAGUGGAACGAGGAUGGAAGUCUUGAGCUGACGCAGCAUAUUCCUGGUAUCCGCAGACUGCCCGCGAGCGGCAGGCCAGUCUGGUUCAACGGCCUGGUCGGACGCCAUGGUAUUACUCGAGACAUUGGUGCUCUCGACCCUCCUUACAUGGGCCGCGACGGAAUGACUUACCUUCCGAGUGUCUACGGAGACGAUAUUGAGAUCCCGCGCAGGCUUCUCGACAAGCUUAUUGGUGUGAUUGAUAAGGAGGAAAUUAGCCUGGUACUUGAAGAGGGAGAUCUCUUGUUAGUUGAUAACUUCCAAGUCUCCCACGGGAGAGAGCCGUGGGACGGCGACAGGCAGAUAUUGGUCUCGAUGUGGGACUCGCCAAUCCCAAUUGGCAAGUACUGA
Colletotrichum fioriniae is the source of this 687-nucleotide messenger RNA. RefSeq lists its product as uncharacterized. The record is from RefSeq and is a predicted model, not a curated record. NCBI's taxonomy places the organism in Eukaryota, Fungi, Ascomycota, Sordariomycetes, Glomerellales, Glomerellaceae. Gene Ontology annotation, molecular function: oxidoreductase activity.